Molecule: messenger RNA, 2871 nt
Organism: Linum tenue
Lineage: Eukaryota; Viridiplantae; Streptophyta; Magnoliopsida; Malpighiales; Linaceae
Source: the annotation of a GenBank genome assembly
GCCCACCUUUUGUCCACCUUCUUCUUCCUCUCGUAUAUCCAGCGCCUUUCAUUACCGUGGCUCGUCGGAAUCUCUGACCUUCAACCUUUUGCUGGAUCCCCAGAGAACCUUUCCCUGCCCCCACCCCCAAUUCAAUCAUUUUCAAGAAUUCCCAAUUCCGUCCUCCCAAGAUUCGCGAUCCACUUUUUUCUCGGAAACCAAUCAGGAGCCACAACAAUCACCGGAAAGGACAAAAUCUUUUCCAUUCUCCUUUCCGCCCCCAAUUCUCCAGCUCCUCCCCGUCUCUCGAUCGGACUGUUUUGAGCUAAAAGAACGCAACACUUUUGGACAGUAGGCUAUGUAUUUGUAUGAGGAUUCCUAAGAGGCAGAGAAAAACUCAGAAAUGUUAGCUUGUGUUAAGUAUUUAUUAAAGAAUCAGCUACACCACACGAUUGGGUCUUGUCACUCUCUUUCAUAGGUGAAGAUGGUUGCCUUUGGGAAAAAGCUUAAGGAAAGGCAAAUUCAAGAAUGGCAAGGAUACUAUAUUAACUACAAAUUAAUGAAGAAGAGAGUGAAACAAUAUGGCCACCAAAUUGAAGUUGGAACACUAGACCGGCGCCAUGUUCUCAAGGACUUCUCAAGAAUGCUUGAUUGUCAGAUUGAAAAGAUUGUCCUGUUUCUGUUGGAGCAACAAGGGCUACUUGCAGGCAGGAUAGCCAAGCUUAAUGAAGAUCAGGAUGCACUACAACAAGAGCCUGAUAUAGCUAAGCUAUCCCAGUUGCGGGAAAAUUAUAGAGAUGUCGGGAGAGACCUCUUGAAGCUACUUUUCUUUGUUGAAAUUAAUGCUGUGGGCCUGCGUAAAAUCCUGAAGAAGUUUGAUAAGCGUUUUGGAUAUCGAUUCACUGAUUACUAUGUGAAGACUCGAGCUAAUCAUCCUUAUUCCCAGCUUCAGCAAGUGUUCAAGCAUGUGGGUCUUGGAGCUGUUGUUGGAGCCAUAUCCCGCAAUCUUCAUGAACUUCAGGAACAUCAAGGAAGUUUCUUAUCCAUCUAUGAUCAACCUGUGCUUCCACUUCAGGAUUCUGUUGUUGAUGCCAUGAAAGCAGCAGUUGACCGAUUAAGCCACUCAACCAACUUCUUGAACUUCUUGGCACAACAUGCACUUAUUAUGCAAGAAGAACUCCCAACCCCUACUGAGGAAAUCGUUGAUGAUAAGAGAUACCAUUUUAUGUCUCUUAUCUUGAAUCUAGCGAACACAUUCCUUUAUAUGAUCAACACCUAUAUCAUAGUACCCACAGCAGAUGACUACUCCAUGAGCCUUGGUGCACCAGCAACAGUUUGUGGUAUUGUGAUUGGGUCGAUGGCUGUUGCUCAAGUGUUCUCCUCAGUAUACUUCAGUGCUUGGUCAAAUAGAUCAUACUUCAGACCUCUUGUCUUCAGUAGUAUCGCUCUUCUCAUUGGGAACGUCAUGUAUGCAAUGGCUUAUGAUUCCAAGUCAAUAACAAUACUUUUGUUAGGCCGACUUUUCUGUGGGUUGGGUUCUGCUAGAGCUGUGAACAGACGUUAUAUCAGUGAUUGUGUGCCACUUAAGAUCCGUAUGCAAGCUUCAGCAGGUUUUGUUAGUGCAAGUGCUCUCGGGAUGGCCUGUGGCCCAGCUAUUGCUGGCUUACUUCAAACAGAGUUUAAAAUCUACAAGUUCACCUUCAAUCAGAACACUUUGCCAGGCUGGGUUAUGGCUGUGGGUUGGUUCUUUUAUAUGAUAUGGCUGUGCAUCUCAUUCAGAGAACCUUCUCGCCCAACUCAAGAGACCAAGGCAGAUCCACAAACCAGUGAUGGUACCACUCCUCCCUGUUCUGUGUAUUUUAUAGGUGGUGUCAUCGUCUUUUUGUCUCAAUCUAACCUAGUGGCUCUUAUACCUUUGGCCGGUUAUCAUGAACCAGCGAGAAACGAUGCUCUUGAGAAAGGUCUUCAACAGCCAUUGCUACCAAGUACAGAAGCCAAUCAAGAUGAUGAAGAUUGUGGGAGUGAUGAUGAAUCUGAUGAUUCUAGAGGACCAGCUAAUUCAAUUCGCUCCGCAUAUAGGCUGCUUACACCUUCUGUAAAGGUUCAAUUGUUAAUAUACUUCAUGUUGAAGUACGCCAUGGAGAUUUUACUAUCAGAGUCUAGUGUCGUGACCACAUACUACUUCGGCUGGUCUACUAGCUCAGUGGCAAUAUUUCUCGCCUGCUUAGGCCUCACUGUCCUUCCAGUGAAUAUCGUCGUUGGAAGCUAUAUAAGUAACAUGUUCGAAGAUAGGCAAAUCUUAUUAGCAUCAGAGAUCAUGGUUUUUGUGGGCAUACUCCUAAGCUUCCACAUAUUAGUUCCGUACAGCGUGCCACAAUACGUCUGCUCAGGUCUCAUUAUGUUUGUCUCUGCAGAAGUACUCGAAGGCGUCAACUUAUCGUUGCUCUCUCGAGUCAUGUCGUCGAGGCUCUCACAGGGGACGUACAACGGUGGGCUACUCUCUACAGAGGCAGGUACGUUAGCUCGUGUGGUGGCGGAUGCAACGAUUACCAUGGCAGGUUACUUGGGGCAGAAAACACUGCUGAAUGUGACUCUUCUGCCUUCCCUGAUCAUUUGCAUAACUUCCAUCCUCGCCACAUGCUUCACCUACAAUUCGCUGUAUUGAUUUUGUUAGACUUGAAUGUAUUCCAUUAGUAAAGCCAAGCAGCCAAAUUUUCGUCUUUCUCCGCCUAAAGCUCCUGUGAUUACGAAGCUUUGUUCUUCUUCCCGUGCUUCUGCGUUGGAUCAGUCAGUCGCCUGUAUAUUUGUUUAGAAACCCAGCUCCAUUUAUUUAAUCAUUUUUCUUAAUAAAAAGGUAAUGCUCGCCCACUCCUACUUGUACAGAGAGCCUGG